This is a messenger RNA of Notothenia coriiceps (black rockcod), 1884 nucleotides long. It is a transcript of the gene tas1r3, whose product is annotated as taste receptor, type 1, member 3. Gene Ontology annotation, biological process: sensory perception of sweet taste; sensory perception of umami taste; G protein-coupled receptor signaling pathway. Bases 1 to 1704 code for a protein of 567 amino acids. Gene Ontology annotation, cellular component: plasma membrane. Lineage: Eukaryota; Metazoa; Chordata; Actinopteri; Perciformes; Nototheniidae. The record is from RefSeq and is a predicted model, not a curated record. The transcript is spliced from 7 exons. Gene Ontology annotation, molecular function: G protein-coupled receptor activity.
AUGACAGCACAUUGGACCUUUCUGGUUUUGUGCUGUGCGAUCAGACUGAGCCACAGUGAGGAUCCACCCGAAUGGUUUCAGAACAUUUCAACCAGUCUCUUCAACUUGCCAGGGGACAUCAUGCUCGGAGGGCUCUUUCAGAUUAACCUGCUCUCAAGCGACCUCAGCCAGAGGACGGAGCCCAGCAAUAUCAGCUGUGAAAAUUUAAAUGAGGCUGGCCUGGGUCUUGCUCUAGUAAUGAAAUAUGCAGUGGACGAAAUCAACGCAAACCAAAUUCUUCUCCCAGGAAUGAAGUUGGGUUAUGAAAUCUAUGAUACGUGCAGGGAAUCUGCCGUCAUCGUGAAACCCACCAUCUCAUUCCUCACUGCAAAAUCCAACAAAGCGCUAUCUGUGGAGUGUAAUUACACGGACUAUGAGACCAGCAUCUCAGCUGUGAUUGGUCCAGUAAGCUCGGAAAUGGUGUCGGUCAUAGGAAAGCUCCUGGGAUUCUUUCUGAUGCCACAGGUUAGCUUCGGUGCCACCAGUGACAAAUUCAGUGACAAACUUCUCUACCCAUCAUUCUUCCGCACAGUGCCCAGUGACAAAUGGCAAGUGAAGGUCAUGGCGCUUCUGCUGAAAGAGUUUGAGUGGAACUGGGUGGCGGUGGUGGGCAGCGACGAGGAGUAUGGACAACAAGGUGUGCAAGAAUUCUCCAAAAUAACAGAGAAUAUGUCGGUCUGCGUGGCCUAUCAGGGGCUGAUUCCAGUGUACACUGACCCUGGACCAGCAAUCACUAAUAUCAUCAACAACAUCAAUGCAACUAAGGUCGGAGUGGUCAUAGUGUUUGCUCUCGCAGAGCCAGCUGCUAUCUUUUUCAAAGAGGUCAUCAGGAGAAAUGUACGGGCUGUAUGGAUUGCAAGCACAAGUUGGUCCAUCAAUAAUCAUCUGACUUCCUUGCCCAAUAUCCAAAAAAUUGGCACCAUCGUUGGAUUCAUUGACCAGACACAGACUCUGGAUGAGCUCACUGCCUACACACAGGUGCUCUUAACCAAACUGAGCGAUGAGAGGGCAAAUAUGUCACCUCCAGCACCAAAGUCUAAAGUCAAUUCUAAAAAUCCCUGCCCACAAUGUUGGAAUUUGUCACCUGCUAACAUUAGCUUGGUGACAGAACCUGUAGUGCAGCGCACAGCUUUCAGUGUGUAUGCUGCCAUCUACUUUGUGGCUGAGGCACUACACAACCUGCUGGGAUGUAAUUCAACUGGCUGCGUGAAGGAAACCAAAGUCUAUCCCUGGAAGCUGUUGGAGGUUUUAAGGAAUACAUCUAUAGACAUAAAUGGCACACAUUUACAGUUUGACAUUAACGGCAACCCAAACCGAGGGUACGAUAUUAUAGAGUGGGUUUGGAAUGCUUCGACUUCAGACUUCGUAGUUGUUGGAACCUGUAAAGAAAAACUGUUCAUCAACAAAACUCUCUUGAAAUGGCACACUGAAAACUCUGAGGUUCCUCAAUCCAAUUGCUCAGCAGAAUGUGGGCAAGGCCAGGUCCGCAGAGUAAAAGGCUUCCACUCCUGCUGUUUUGAUUGUAUUGACUGCUUGGAAGGCACUUACCGGAAAAAUGAGGAGGACACCCAGUGCGCUAAGUGCUCUGAUCGCCAAUGGUCUUUAAACAAGAGCACUUCCUGCAUUGAUCCCAGUUUUGAAUUUUUGUCCUGGGCUACACCUUGAGGCUAUGCAGUUGACGCUGGCUGGGGUGCUGCUCCUCAUUUGUUCAGUUGUCAGUUUGGCCGUGAUUUUCCUGAAACACCGGGGAUCCUUUAUAGCUAGCUGCUCAGGGGCGAACAGCUGAGUUUUGUAGCUCUGAUAAGCCUGAUGGGACGUCUGCCUCAGUCUUGGUGCUCUUUCCUG